This is a messenger RNA of Procambarus clarkii (red swamp crayfish), 1143 nucleotides long. Its product is annotated as golgin subfamily A member 6-like protein 25. Lineage: Eukaryota; Metazoa; Arthropoda; Malacostraca; Decapoda; Cambaridae. The record is from RefSeq and is a predicted model, not a curated record.
AUGAAGGCCAGACUCAUCGUUCCGCAAGAAGGUUCAGGUGACCAUGAGUACCGUAUGUGCAGCUAUGAGUACCGUAUAUGCAGCUAUGAGUACCGUAUGUGCAGCUAUGAGUACCGUAUGUGCAGCUAUGAGUACCGUAUGUGCAGCUAUGAGUACCGUAUGUGCAGCUAUGAGUACCGUAUGUGCAGCUGUGAGUACCGUAUGUGCAGCUAUGAGUACCGUAUAUGCAGCUAUGAGUACCGUAUGUGCAGCUAUGAGUACCGUAUGUGCAACUGUGAGUACCGUAUGUGCAACUAUGAGUACCGUAUGUGCAGCUGUGAGUACCGUAUGUGCAGCUGUGAGUACCGUAUGUGCAGCUGUGAGUACCGUAUGUGCAGCUAUGAGUACCGUAUGUGCAGCUAUGAGUACCGUAUGUGCAGCUAUGAGUACCGUAUGUGCAGCUAUGAGUACCGUAUGUGCAGCUGUGAGUACCGUAUGUGCAGCUAUGAGUACCGUAUGUGCAGCUGUGAGUACCGUAUGUGCAGCUGUGAGUACCGUAUGUGCAGCUGUGAGUACCGUAUGUGCAGCUAUGAGUACCGUAUGUGCAGCUAUGAGUACCGUAUGUGCACCUAUGAGUACCGUAUGUGCAGCUAUGAGUACCGUAUGUGCAGCUAUGAGUACCGUAUGUGCAGCUAUGAGUACCGUAUGUGCAACUGUGAGUACCGUAUGUGCAGCUAUGAGUACCGUAUGUGCAGCUAUGAGUACCGUAUGUGCAGCUAUGAGUACCGUAUGUGCAACUGUGAGUACCGUAUGUGCAGCUAUGAGUACCGUAUGUGCAGCUAUGAGUACCGUAUGUGCAGCUAUGUGUACCGUAUGUGCAGCUAUGAGUACCGUAUGUGCAGCUAUGAGUACCGUAUGUGCAGCUAUGAGUACCGUAUGUGCAGCUAUGAGUACCGUAUGUGCAACUGUGAGUACCGUAUGUGCAACUAUGAGUACCGUAUGUGCAGCUAUGAGUACCGUAUGUGCAGCUGUGAGUACCGUAUGUGCAGCUAUGAGUACCGUAUGUGCAGCUAUGAGUACCGUAUGUGCAGCUGUGAGUACCGUAUGUGCAGCUGUGAGUACCGUAUAUGCAACCUCCUUUGGCGACACGUGUAUUUUCAUUAA